This is a messenger RNA of Pseudozyma hubeiensis SY62, 1359 nucleotides long. RefSeq lists its product as hypothetical. The record is from RefSeq and is a predicted model, not a curated record. Gene Ontology annotation, molecular function: Rab GDP-dissociation inhibitor activity. The coding region runs from base 1 to 1359 and encodes 452 amino acids. Gene Ontology annotation, cellular component: cytoplasm. Lineage: Eukaryota; Fungi; Basidiomycota; Ustilaginomycetes; Ustilaginales; Ustilaginaceae. Gene Ontology annotation, biological process: vesicle-mediated transport; protein transport; small GTPase-mediated signal transduction. The transcript is spliced from 2 exons.
AUGGAUGAGAAAUACGACGCCGUCAUCCUCGGCACUGGUGUGACCGAGUGCGUGCUUUCGGCACUCUUGUCCGUCGAGGGCAAGAAGGUGCUUCACAUUGACCGUGGUCAGGUCUACGGAGGCGAGAUGGCUUCGCUCAACCUCACCCAGCUCUACGAAAAGUUCCGACCUGGCGCAGAGCCUCCCAAAGACUGGGGUCGUGACCGAGACUGGGCCGUCGACCUCAUUCCCAAGCUCAUCAUGGCCAACGGCGAGCUCACCCAGAUGCUUGUACACACCGACGUCACCCGCUACCUCGAGUUCAAGCAGAUCGCCGCCUCGUACGUCUACCGCGAUGGCAGGAUCGCCAAGGUGCCUGCCACCGAGAUGGAAGCCGUCCGCUCUUCGCUCAUGGGUCUCUUCGAGAAGCGUCGAGCAAAGAAAUUCUUCGAGUUCAUCCAGAACUGGCGCGACUCGGACCCCGCUACUCACCAGACCCUCGACCUCGACUCGGACCCCAUGGUCAAGGUCUUCAACUACUUUGGUCUCGAGCCAGGCACCAAAGACUUCAUCGGUCACUCGAUGGCGCUCCACCUCGACGACUCGUACCUUCAGCGUCCCGCUCGCGAGACGUACGACCGCAUCAUGCUCUACACUUCCUCCAUGGCACGCUACGGCAAGUCGCCCUACAUCUACCCGCUCUACGGUCUCGGCGAGCUCCCUCAGGCGUUCGCUCGCCUCUCGGCCAUCUACGGCGGUACCUACAUGCUCGACAAAUCCGUCGAUGAGAUCGUGGUUGAUGAGGAGACAGGCAAGUUUGUCGGCGUUCGCAGCGGCGAAGAGACCGUCAAAGCCGACAUGGUGAUUGGCGACCCCAGCUACUUCCGCUCUGGCGUCGCUGGCAAGGACAAGGUGCGCGAGACGGGCAAGGUGGUGCGUGCCAUCUGCAUCCUCAAGCACCCCAUCCCCAACACGGACAACUCGGACUCGGUUCAACUCAUCAUCCCUCAAAACCAGGUGGGCCGAAAGCACGACAUCUACAUUUCCGGAGUCUCGAGCGCACAGAAUGUCGCCGCUCGCGACUUUUACGUAGCCCAGGUCUCCACCAUCGUCGAGACCGACAAGCCUGAGCUCGAGCUGCGACCAGGUCUCGACCUGCUCGGACCCAUUCUCGACAAGUUUGUCGCCAUCAGCCCCAUCGAGGAGCCCAUCGAGGGCGGCAAGGAGGACAACAUCUUCAUCACGCGUUCCUACGACGCCACUUCGCACUUUGAGACCGUCGUCGAAGACGUUCACGACGUAUGGAGGCGUCUGACCAACGGCGAGAAGCUCGUCCUUAAGAAGCGGGAUGAUGGUGAGGGUGCUCAGGUGCAGGCUUAA